AUGGCGUCGGAGGGAACGGGCGGGGAGCAGCCUCCUCCGAUACAAACACUGGUAACCGCAGUUCAUGGAAGUGUCGAAGCGAAAUGUGAGCUGAAUAUGGAUAACCUGAGCAGGCCAGAGCUACUCACCCUGCUCAGCAUCAUGGAGGGAGAGCUGGAGGCUCGAGACCUUGUCAUAGAAGCUCUUCGGGCUCGCCGAAAGGAUGUCUUCCUGCAGGAGCGAUAUGGUCACUUCAGUCUUACCGACCCAUUUCUGGCACUGCAGCGGGAUUUUGAGUCGGGCCCUGGGGAGAAGGACCGUCGGCCCGUCAGCGCCAACCCUGUCACUGUGCUGGAGGCUGUCAUGGCCCAUUGUCGCAAGAUGCAGGAGCGGAUGUCUGCGCAGCUGGCUGCGGCUGAGAGCAGGCAGAAAAGGCUGGAGCAGGAGAAGUUGCAGCUGCAGAGUCUGGAGCAGGAGCAUCGGAAGUUGUCGGCACAGCUGAAGGACGAGAGGGAGAAAAACAAGCACAUCGUCAUGAUGCUGGUACGAGAGUGCAAGCAGCUGUCCACGCGCGUGAUGGACGAGAGCCAGCGCUUCAAGGAACUCUCCGCCCGCGCCGACCAGGAAGGCCGCUCCACGGGGCGGCUAGAGGAGGAACUGGCUGCCGAGCGCCGUCACAGUCAGCAGAUGGAGGCCGAGAUGGAGAAGCAGCUGGCCGAAUUCGACACGGAGCGGGAGCAGCUGCGCGCCCGACUCGGACGCGAAGAGGCGCGUGCCGCUGAGCUGCGGGCGGAAAGCGAGGCCCUGCGGCGGCAGGUGGAACAGCUCAGGACUGAGCGGGAUAAGGAUGCUCCGCCCCUGCCUCCCGCUAGCCCCGCCCACGCCUCCAUUAAACCCAAGGCCACUGUCUCCACAGCUGUGGGCACCGAGCCAAUCAGCUGUAGGACAGCUUCUUCGCAAACAGACCCCUUGCCAGAACAGGAAGGGCCCAAGAAGGCGCCCCUCACUAUCCCUGUUAAACCUACUGCCGCCAACUAUGCUGGCAUGAGCCUACCCAAGACUCCCAGUGCUGGGAGAAGCCUGCACCCUAGCAUAAUACAAGCAGAGAACGGAAGUGAGGGCCAGCCGGCGUUCCCGCCCUCUGGACACGGCUCACACUCAUCUGGAGGUGCCGCCACUGCUGCCCUGCCCACUGGAGUGAGCCCCAGGGUCCAGGCAGCCCGCUACAAGUUCCAAGCCUCACCCUCAGAGCAGGACCAAAACGGCACAGCCAACCAGAGCCCGCCGUCCAGGGACCUGUCGCCUACCAACCGAGACAACUUCGCGGCCAAGCAGCAGGCCCGUCACACGGUCACGCAAGUCCUGUCACGCUUCACCAGCCCUCCCACCGGCGGGCCAGCGGCGGCCCUACGACCGGGCUUGCCUCACUCUGCCUCCGAGGGAGGGCCCUUCCCAGGGCGCCUGGGCCACCCACAGAUCGGUCUGAAGUCCCCCACCGUGGGCCGCAUCGACCGGGGCAACCCGCCGCCCAUCCCUCCCAAAAAACCAGGCCUUUCCCAGACUCCUUCCCCUCCCCACCCGCCCAUCAAAGUGGUGGGAGGCGAAGGUGGCAGGUCUCCCGGGCUUGGUUUGGGAGGGGGGCCUGGCAAGUCAACCACCACUCCCCAGCUCCCGCCCAAACCUGCCCUGGACGUCGGGGGGGCAGUUCCAGCCUUGACUGCAUCUCAGGUGGGUGGUUCGUGUGCUGGCUGGCCAUGGGAGCCACAGCAAGCAGCAUGUACGGAGUGUUCCCCUGUCUCCACCUCUACAACCAGCAACACCACCGCUACCAUUGUCAGUAGCUCCUCCUCUUUAAACCCCACUAGUGCUCCAUCCCGUAUUCCCCAGCACCCGGGCAGUCCCCUGGCAGCAGCAUCAGGCUGGUGUCCCUCCAUAGUCCCUUCGCUAUCCUGCGGUGACCCCGUCCCCCUGGAUGACGGGCACACCCUCCUCUUCCAAGCUGCUUCCCAGGGAAAUGCCACUUUAUUGUCUAUGCUGCUUAAUCAAAAUCCAACUACGGAUAUAUGUCACCUCCAACCAGAACCAACCUCUGCCUUAUUUUCUGCUGCUCGAAACGGACACACAGAUUGUGUUAAGCUGCUGCUGACGUCAGGAGUGUCUGCUGAUGUUUCUGAUCAAAACGGAUUUACACCUUUACAUAUUGCUGCUGCACAUGGUCAACAUGGGUGUGUGGAGAUGCUGUUGGCCCAUGGCGCGGAUGUGGAGCGAGAGUGUGUAGGCGGGCGGACUCCUCUGUUUCUGGCAUGUGAGAGGGGGAGUGCAGAGUGUGUCAAGGCCCUGCUGGAUGCUGGGGCGGACCGUUCGCAGAUCACCUCUGACAGCUGUACCACUCUGCAUGUUGCAGUCAGUUUGGGUCACGUGGGGGUUUUACAGCUCCUCCUGUACCACCCAUCCCCUGUGCCAGCACUAGGCCACCAUGCCCAUGACUCCCACCCUGACCCCAGCCUGGCCAGCUCCCUCCUCAACCAUGCCAACCGAGAUGGCUGGACUGCUGCCCACAUAGCUGCAUCCAGGGGCUUCAAGGAGUGCCUGGAGGUUUUGUGUAGCCACAGCCAACAAGAUAUUGAGAAGAGAGACAAGUGUAAUCGCACUAUCCAUGAUGUGGCCACUGAUGACUGCAAAGACCUUCUGGAGAAUCUGGACUCGUACAAAGUGAUGGUUCAGGUGCAGAUGGGCUCCACGGAGCGGCUUUGCCCAGUGGACGUACUGGAGAACGGGUCCACCAUUGGCACGGUCACAAUCCAGCGGCACACCGGCUGGGAGGGGUUAGGCCAGAGCCUGAUUCACCUGCUGACCAAUCACUUCCAGCUACUGUGUGAAGGCUGGGAGCAGUGGGAGGGACUUGUCAAAACGAAUACACCACUAGGCCUAUCCACUGACAGUGUGGCCUCUGUGACCAUAGGUGAUGCUGUCUGGUCCUUGGGACAGGAGCUGACCCAGUCUCCAUGGGACCUGAUUCGGAAGCGUCUUAGCCAGCGGAUUACUAUCCGUCUGAAUGGUCUGGCAGAAUCAGCUCUGGAUGAAAUGGCGUAUGAUUCUCUGAUCCCUCUUCAGUUGCUGCAAAACUACGUCCGCUUGGUGGAACAAUAUCAUAAUGUUAUUUUCCAUGGGCUGGAGGGAAGCUGUCAGGAGUACCUGGCCAAUCAGAUCUCCCAGUGCAUCAAGUACCGACAGGAGGCCAUGGGCAUCAGCUGUGACAUAGUCAGGGUAGAGAUUGACAAGAGCUUCUCCAAACAGCAACUGGUGGAGACCUUCAUCAACUGUGGAUUCCUGGUGUCAGUGAGAGAUGGUUCUGCAGGCCAGCGUUUGGUGGUGGUCCUCCUGGAGGGUCUGGAGAGAGCUCAGUCUUUGAGCCAGCUUCUGGGAGACCUGUGUGACGGUUUGGACAACCGUGGCUCUGUCUGCACCCUCUCCCUUAGCUAUGGCCAGGAUGGGUUAUACUACUUCCAGGAGGACAGUUUUCUGAUUGGCUCACUGGCAAAAGCACGACUGCAGGGUCCUGAACUGCGGCUGCAGCAACACUUUCGUUGGGUGCAGCUUCGCUGGGAUUCAGAACCACUCAGCGGUCUGCUGGCACGCCAUCUCCGCCGGAAACUUCUUCAUAAGAUGCAGGGCCAACAUUUGGCGACUGACGAUUCCCUGCACAAAGCUCUCCUGUGGGUGUGUUCAGUCUGGCACCACCUCAACGCCUGCCUGUCCCGCCUGGGCACCCAUGAGGCCCUCCUGGGCCCCCACAUGUUCCUCUCCUGUCCGGUGGUGCCCAACCAGACUCUGGCCGUCCUCAAAUGGUUGGUUCGACUGUGGAACGCCGUGGUGGUCCCACGUGUGGAGGAUGCCGUCGUCUCCAGGGUAAUGGCUAAGAGAUCUCCGUCUCAGAGACGCUCCCCCACCACCAAGAGCCUGAGCUCCGGCCAGAGAGCGGUGGUCAGAGCAGCUCUGAGCAUCCUGUUGAACAAGGCAGUUCUCCAGGGCUGCCCACUGGCCCGUCCAGAGAUCGAAAGGCACCUGUCAGAAUUCCAAGGAGGAAGUUUCCCACUCUCAGCCAUUGGCUCGUCUUACAAAAAAGGCGGGAAAAAGGGGCGUGAGAGUGGUGCCUGGAGACGAGCCAGCACCAGCCCACGAAAGAAAGUUAGCUCCACCUCCGAUUGGAGCUGCAUUAGCUCCCUGCAAGAGGGAUCUCUGGCCAGCACAGAUGUCCACUUUAUGGCCAACGUCAGUCCUCCCAGAGUUGGUGAUGGAGAGUCAGUUACACUCUCUCUCUGUUCAGACGACGAGACAGAUCUGAUUAGGGAGCUCCAGACCAUGUGUUCCAGCAAAUCUGAGCCAAACAUAAGUCAGAUUGCUCAGUCCAAAGAGGACUUCAUCAUGUUCUCUGGCUUAUCGAGUGGGCAAUCCCCACCAAGCAGUGUGGAUGAAGACUCCGCCCAGUCACGCCCACAGCCUGGUAAACAAAAGAAUCCCAAGGAGAAGGCUCAGUCAUCAGCACAGGAGACUGAUAACUGUCAUUCACACGUCCCAGCUCCACGUAACCAGCAGCGAACGACGAGGCCUAGGUCUCAGCUCCCUGUACCCAGCAACAGGGGGCUCCAGCGAGCACACAGUGCCCCCCGAGUCAGCAGUCAUGGCAACAGCAGCAGCCCCGCCCCUGGAAGAGCCUCUGCCAGUACCGGCACGAGCAGCAGAACAAGGCAGGCCCAGCCCAACAACAGCAACAACAAGAAUCACAACAGCCAAUCAGAAGAGGAGAUUUGGAUCCUGCACUCGAAAUUGCAUGAAAACUACAGUAACCAUGAGUAA
Chanos chanos (milkfish) is the source of this 4836-nucleotide messenger RNA. RefSeq names its product cortactin binding protein 2 (gene cttnbp2). Gene Ontology annotation, molecular function: protein phosphatase 2A binding. Gene Ontology annotation, biological process: protein dephosphorylation. The coding region runs from base 1 to 4836 and encodes 1611 amino acids. The record is from RefSeq and is a predicted model, not a curated record. The transcript has 23 exons. Gene Ontology annotation, cellular component: actin cytoskeleton. NCBI's taxonomy places the organism in Eukaryota, Metazoa, Chordata, Actinopteri, Gonorynchiformes, Chanidae.